UGGAGUAGUGACCCGUCAUGUUUAUUAUGAUUCUUGGAGAUGUUUCUUAAACCAUAUAAAUUGCGGAGUAAUGCCCCUUUAAAGGGGUCUGAAUCAAGACGUUUACGGCAGCGCAUUGAAACAGCAUUUCCCGAUUCAACGCCGGAGCAGCUUAGCGUACUUAUUCCAUCUAAGAGUGCUGUGACUCAACUGAAACUAACAACACAUGGCGGCACGCAAACUAACGUCUUCUGUGUGGACAAGUUGCCCAUGUUCUUCGAAGUGGAAUCUGGCGACUUAGCACCAACUGUAUACGCCUUAUGGUUAGUGCCUACACUGCUGCCCUAUUUUACAACAUUCCGUGAGGUGUUGCCGAAACUUUCCAAUGGUGCGAAUCUUAUGCUGCCUGGUGUAGUGCCAAAAGGUACCGGAAUGAACAUGUACGGCCGAUAUCGGCAAGGUCAAUUAAUGGCUGUGAACUUGGUCUCGAAUCAGGCUGCAGUAGCUGUCGGAUAUUUACCACGGUCUUCAGAUGAUUUGUAUAUGUGUGGUCGGCAGGGUGUAGCUGUGAAUAUGCUCCACAUAUUUGGUGAUAAAUUAUGGGGUCAUGAACCAACAUUAGUACAGCAAGUACCUUUAAAAAAGGCUUCACCAUUAACUACUGAUGACUUCCCGGAACUUGGUGUUAAAGAGGAUAAACUUAAAAAAAAAUUAAAUGAAAUUCCAACGUUAGCGGAUAUUGUGGCAACGUCGCAAGUACCAGACUUACAAAAUACGGAGGCAACAUAUCCUGAACUAGAGAGCCUGGAAAUUUCUAAAAAUGAUGAUAUUGCGGAGGAUACAAAGAAAUGUGAGGCUGAUUGUGAAGAAGCGACUGUAGAAAAACACGAAACGACUCCAGAGACAAUGUUGAAAAACGCUUUCCUAGCGGCGUUGAAAAAUCAUGGCAAAACACUGCAACUGCCGCUUCUAACAAGCAAUUUUUAUCGUUUGUAUGUUGUGCCUGAAGCACCUGAACCCAUUGACUUGAAGAAAACAAAAUACAAGAAGCUUUCGAAUUUCCUUAAUGAAAUGAUUGACCAGGGUUUCAUAGUCGUGCGCGAAGAGUCGAAGGGCGUUGAUAAAAUAACUGCCAUAGAUCUGGAUCACCCAGAACUGGUUAAUUUUAUAACAGAUUUUAAACCGCCAAAGCAAACAGCAGAAGGAGAACUGCAAGAUCAGCCUCUAUUUCGUUCCGAGUUGACGGCAACUUAUAUAGUUACCGAUGCGACGGCUCCUUUCUUUGCUAAAAUGAAUUACAAGCGAGGCGAAGGUAUACCAACUGCACAAAUCAAGAAAAUUGUUCGCGAGUAUAUAAGCAAGCAUAAUCUUCCCAAAGCUGGUGCUGACAAUAUAAUACAAUUAGAUGAGACGCUGGAAAAGAUAUGCGAUGCUAAGACUUCCUCCGUUAACCAGAUAUGUAUCGCAAUUACCAACAAAAUGGAAUACAGCUUCCAAAUGUGUGAGCUUAAGAAUGUUGCCUCAAACAAGCCUCUCAUACAAAUGUCCCUCGCAACACGCUCUGGUAACAAGAAGGUAACUCUUAUCAGCAACAUCGAGUGCUAUGGCAUUAUUGUACCAGAAUUCAUAAAACUAUGUAAACAAGGCGCUGCGGCUAGUACCACCGUAGUAAAACUGCCCCAUCAAAAGGCCGAGCAGCUACAAAUACAAGGCAACCAGGUUCGCUUUGUUUUCAAUUUAUUGACGGAAACUUAUAAAGUGCCACCUAAAUGUAUACUAGGACUAGAACUGGCCAAAGAUGGAAAGAAGCACAAGAAAAAGUAGAAUAAUCCCUCACGAAUUGCUGUAAAACAAGGGACCUAAACCGAUAAAAUGAAUAUUGUAAAUCAGGAUUUGUUUUUUAGUUCAAGGUACACAGUACGAGAGAAAAACUUACGACGGAAUAAAGAACUUAACUGAUGUUUAACAAUAA
Molecule: messenger RNA, 1951 nt
Organism: Anastrepha obliqua
Lineage: Eukaryota; Metazoa; Arthropoda; Insecta; Diptera; Tephritidae
Gene: eIF2D
Product: eukaryotic translation initiation factor 2D
Exons: 1
Coding region: 40-1803 (587 amino acids)
Biological process (GO): translational initiation; formation of translation preinitiation complex
Molecular function (GO): translation initiation factor activity
Source: RefSeq, a predicted model, not a curated record